AUGUUUUGGGGACCAUGGCCUUCUUCUCACCUUAUGCUCUGGUGUGCGGCUCUCAGAAGACAGCGAAAACACCAUGGCCUUGCAGCCUUCAAGCCCCUAUGGUGCUCGUGCCUCCUGGCCCUCGCGUGCAUCCCACAGUGGGUGUGGGCGCCCCUCUACAAGAUAGGGGUAGUGGGCCCUUGGACUUGCGACCCGUUGUUCUCAAAGGCUCUGCCUGAGGUUGCUGCUGGCUUAGCCAUUGAGCGCUUAAACCCGUCGUUUGACGCGGGUUGCUCUUUUGCAUAUGUGAUUCUCAAUGAAGACUGCCAGACCGCCGGGGCCCUUUGCAGUUUCAUUGUUCACCACCAGAUGGCCACCACCAGAUUCAUUGGCCCUGUCAACCCCGGCAACUGCGAGGCCGCCUCGCUCCUGGGAAACAGUUGGAACAAAGGGCUUUUCUCUUGGGCUUGUGUGAAUUACGAAUUAGACAAUAAAAUCAGCCACCAGACCUUUUCUCGGACACUCCCUUCUCCGGGCCGGGUGCUGGUAACUGUCAUGAGAUACUUCCAGUGGGCUCACGCCGGAGUCGUCUCCUAGAUGAAGACUUGGGUGCACGCCGCCAAUCGAAUACCAAGCGCUCUGCAGAGCCGGGGCCUACCGGUAGGGGUCGUCCUGAGCUCAGGACAAGACAGCCGCAGCAUUCGGACCGCGCUCCUGCGGAUUCGUCAGGCUGACAGCAUUCUCAUAAUCAUCAUGUAUGUGCAUUCGGCCUUGAUUGGGGGAGAGACUCAGAUGCAUCUCUUGGAAUGGGCUCAUGAUGUGAAAAUGACUGAUAAAAACUACGUCUUUGUUCCCUAUGAUGCUCUGCUCUACAGUUUACUUUAUAAGCAUACCGCCUACCAGGUCCUGAGGAACAACCCGAAACUCCGGGAAGCCUAUGAUGCUGUGUUGACCAUUACAGUGGAGUCCCAAGAAAAAACCUUCUAUCAAGCCUAUACUGAGGCAGCAGCUAUACAUGAAAUUCCUGAGAAGUUGGAGUCAGAUCAGGUAAAUAAUUGUAAUUUUUAAAAAUAUAUUUCACCAUUGUUUGGAACCACCUAUAAUUCAAUUUACGCACAAGCCAUGAAUAAUGCUAUGAAAGAAAAUGGACAGGUUAGUGCUGCCAGCCUGGUUCAGCAUUCCAGAAACACGCAGUUCUAUGGAUUCAGCCAGUUGAUAAGGACAGAUUCAAAUGGAAAUGGAAUUGCAGCAUAUGUAAUCCUGGACACCAACUGGAAAGAAUGGGAACUCUAUAGCACUUACACUGUGGACAUGGAAACGGCUGGUGGCAGGCCCCCUCGAGCAGAUGCACAAUGCUGGUUUGCAGAAGGGAAGAUCUGACGAGGUAAGGAAUAGAAAAAAUCAUUGGCAUUGACCAUGUCUUUGUGUGAUGGUCUGACUUGCUUUGCUUAUAGCCCUGCUAUUAAUGGAUUUGCUUACUUUAUAUGGUGUCGUAUAAAUAAAAUCCAGUUGAUUAAAGGACCCUAUAGAAUUCUACUGACUUUGAAGGAUGUGACGUUUAUCAAUCCCCACUUUGGCAGUAAGAGAGGAAGUUGUACCAGUGUAAGCUUCCAGAUCAUCUCAGAAGUCCAAAGUGGAAGGUUUCCAAGGUUCCCCUUUUUCUCAGGGAGUCUAACUCCAGCUACCUAUGAAAACUCCAACAUAUCCAUUUACGAGGGUGAUUGGGUGUGGCUGAAAAAGUUCCCCUUUGGAGGUUUUGGAGACCUUAAAUCCAUCAAAUCCAGUGCAAGUGAUAUGAUUGAAAUGAUGAAGGACCUGCAUCAUGAAAAUAUUAACCCUUUAUUGGGCUUCUUCUAUGAUUCAGGGAUAUUUGCCAUUGUGACAGAAUUCUGUUCCAGAAGGAGCCUAGAAGACAUAUUGACAAAUCAGGAUGUAAAACUUGACUGGCUAUUUAAAUCAUCACUUCUGCUGGAUCUUUUCAAGGGCAUUAAGUACUUACACCACGGAGAGUUUGCUCAUGGGAGGUUGAAAUCUCAGAACUGUGUGGUAGAUGGGUGUUUUGUACUAAAAGUGACAGAUUAUGGCUUUAAUGAUAUCUUGGAAACUCUAGUCUCCCAAGAGGAACCUUCUGCGGAAGAGUUGCUAUGGAGCCCUGAACUGUUGAGAACCCCAAAGGGCAGCAUGUUAGGUUCUUUUGCAGGAGAUGUCUAUAGCUUUGCCAUCAUCAUGCAAGAAGUGCUGGGGACGCCUGGGUGGCUCAUGCUGGUCCGGGGCACCCCAUUCUGCAUGAUGGAUCUGCCUGUCAAAGAAAUCAUAGACAGAGUUAAGAAGCCUCUUCCUGUAUACAGACCCAUGGUUCCUCCUGAGUGUGCCCCUCCAGAAUGUCUCCAGCUGAUGAAGCAGUGCUGGGCUGAAGCUUCAGAACAGCAACCAACUUUUGAUGAAAUAUUUAAUCAGUUUAAAACUUUGAAUAAAGGGAAAAAGACCAAUAUCAUUGACUCCAUGCUUCGGAUUUUGGAGCAAUAUUCUAGCAACUUGGAAGAUUUGAUCAGGGAACAGACUGAAGAGCUGGAAAUUGAAAAACAGAAAACGGAAAAACUUCUAACACAGAUGCUACCACUCUGUCUCUGCUUUUGAUCAGUUGCCAAAUCCCUCAAAAAGGGCUACAUGGUUGAACCUGAGGGCUUUGACUUGAUCACCUUGUACUUCAGUGACGUUGUGGGCUUCACCACCAUCUCAGCCAUGAGUGAGCCUAUUGAGGUGGUAGAUCUUCUCAAUGACCUGUACACACUCUUUGAUGCUGUCAUAGGCAGUCAUGAUGUCUACAAGGUAAUAUUGACCAUUGGAGAUGCUUACAUGGUGGCCUCAGGCCUCCCAAAGAGGAAUGGCAAUCGGCAUGCAGUUGAGAUUGCAAACAUGUCCCUAGAUAUCCUGAGCUCCAUGGGGACCUUUAAGAUGAGACACAUGCCAGAGGUGCCAGUCCAGAUUCGAAUAGGCCUGCAUUCAGGGCCAGUUGUUGCUGGAGUGGUGGGGCUCACCAUGCCCAGAUACUGCCUGUUCAGAGACACUUUGAACACAGCUUCUCGGAGGGAAUCAACAGGGUUACCUUACUUCAUUCAUGUCAGUCACAGCACCGUGACAAUUCUUCGAGCUCUGAGUGAGGGCUACGAAGUAGAGCUUCGAGGAAGGACAGCGCUCAGGGGCAAAGGCACAGAAGAGACCUUCUGGCUGGUUGGAAAAAAAGGCUUUAAAAAGCUCCUUCUUGUGCCCCCACCAGUGGGCAAAGAUGGGCAAGUGGGCCAUGGCUUACAACCAAUAGAGAUUUCAGCCUUCCAAAGAAGAAAAGCAGAAAGGCAACUGGUGAGAAACAAGCCAUAA
Messenger RNA from Enhydra lutris kenyoni (northern sea otter), 3357 nucleotides. Its product is annotated as guanylate cyclase 2F, retinal. Gene Ontology annotation, molecular function: peptide receptor activity; protein kinase activity; ATP binding. Lineage: Eukaryota; Metazoa; Chordata; Mammalia; Carnivora; Mustelidae. The record is from RefSeq and is a predicted model, not a curated record. Gene Ontology annotation, biological process: intracellular signal transduction; protein phosphorylation; cGMP biosynthetic process.